This is a messenger RNA of Tilletiopsis washingtonensis, 1262 nucleotides long. RefSeq names its product negative transcriptional regulator. The record is from RefSeq and is a predicted model, not a curated record. Bases 38 to 766 code for a protein of 242 amino acids. The transcript has a single exon. NCBI's taxonomy places the organism in Eukaryota, Fungi, Basidiomycota, Exobasidiomycetes, Entylomatales.
CCUUCCUCCGGCACCACCAACACCACUACAGAUCGCCAUGUACCUCCGCGCAGUGCACGUCGAGCGCGAUGAGGAGGCGCUUCGGCAGCUCAUCCGCGACUUCCCGCUCGGCGUCCUGACCACGGCCAUCGACCUGCCCGACCACGACCUGCUGCAGCACACCCACGUGCCCUGGCUGCUGCAGCAGGCUGACUCGCCCAAUGCAGGCGCAGAUGCAGCGCCGCAGUACUGGCUCGAGGGCCACAUGGCGCGAGCCAAUCCGCACGUCAAGGCUCUGCUCGCCGCGCGUGCACAGGGCGGCAGCGUGCCGGCUCGCCAGGUCAGCGUCCUCUUCACGCACGCCGCCGAGUCGUACAUCACGCCCAAGUACUACACAACGACGAAGCCAGCCUCGGGCAAGGUGGUGCCGACGUGGAACUACGCGGCGGCGCAGGUCUCUGGCACGCUGGAGCUCGACGAGAGCCCAGCGUAUCUCCUCCGUCAGACGGCUGCGCUGACAGACAAGCACGAGGCGACGCAGGCGAGCCGCGACGGCAAGCCCGCCUGGACGGUCGACGAGGCGCCGGAAGAGUACAUUCGUGCACUGUGCAAGGCGAUCAUCGGCGUCCGGAUCCGAGUCGAGGCGUUGCAGGGCAAGUUCAAGAUGAACCAGGAGAUGCCGCUCGGCGACCGCGCCGGCGUCGUCGAGGGACUGCGUGCGAUUGGCAUGGGCGAGGUUGCAGAUGUGGUCCAGCAGCGCAGCGACCUGAAGGAGCGGGCAGCCUAAAGGCGUGUCCGACCCCUUCAGACGGCGCGCUCGGCGUCAAUGCGUGCGCAAGGCCGCGCAUGCUCGGGCAGCAGGCUGCCGUAGACCUGCAGGGACCGAGCAUCAGCGCAGGCCUCGGCGUCGUCGGCAUCGGACUUACGUGAAAGAAGUCGCGAUCAGGCGUAGCCACCUGGACAAGACCGAGCGCUGCAUCCGCGCGCAUCCUCAUGUCACCCAUGCCUGCGGCAGCCAUGUCGGCGCUGCCAGUGUACGGCGUUGAAUAGCCGCUGCCGCUGGACUGCGCUUCGUCGAUCGGAAUGCUGCCCCGCGUCGAAGCCGUCGCGCCGGCGUUGGAGAUGGUUGCCGCGCGCUGUCGCCCUUCCGCACCCCAGCGCUGCGGCGGCACGCGGAGCGAGUCGGACGAAGCGCAUUCCUCUACGCGCUCUUGCAGAGCGGUCAGAGCACGGUGACGGCGCGUCGAUGGGGUGCGAGUGCAAUGAGACACCUGAGCAAGUGA